UGAACAUUAAAGUCAUUCGUAGAAGGAUAACCUAUCAUUCAAUCACUAAUCAGCUUGAGUCAAGACUCCACUUUCUCUCUUGCCAUACCAGACACAUUCGGCCGGAGAGGAAAAGCUUAGGGUUGGGUACAUUGCAUAGACAUUCGGUCAUGAGCACGUAUUAAAUAGCAGCGACCAACAAGCUUGGUAUCAUCUAAUCAAAGUGUACUUGGUAAUUAAUCUCUAUGAAGGGGUCGGCCUCGGAAUAACCUUUCUGUCCCUGGCGGCAUUCUGACUAAUCUGGUCUAUUACUUGGCGCUAACCUCGAUCCGGCCAGGCGCGAUAUUUUUCAGCAUCAACUUUUUUUCACACAAGCAAAACAUCCAAACGCGGGAAGUACAUGUGUUGAGAGAGAGGAAUAUAAAGAGAGAGAAAGAAAAGAGAGUUUUGCCAGGCGGCCGGAUUCAAACAUCCCAUCCACUCCACCGUAUAACCCCGGUACAGCUCCCGACAAAUUUGCGGAUCUGCACAUUCCGCUACUCUCCUCCCCCUCUCCGCCUCCUUCAAUCCCUUACCGCAUCUCCCCCUCGACAUAUCUAAUAUAAAAACCAUGGGGACCAAGAAGGGCUCAAGAGGCCCCGUGUCGAAAAUCUCCUCGGCCGCAGCUCCAUCAGCAUCCCCCUCACCUCUCUCUGCAAAUAAAUCUUCCAUCCUCCGCUCCGCAUUCUCCCCAUCCGAGUAUCAACUGGCGCUUUUUGCAUCUGUCAUCCAGGGCCUUGACUCGCAGCAUCUCCGCGUGCAUGAGAUAGGUUCGGGCCGUCUACAUUGCGAGCAUGCAGUGAAUCCAAGAGAAGCCAUCACUUCGCUGGAUUGGGGGUACUAUGGUGAUUCUCAUCAGGGCAGAGAUCGCGAUCAACAUACGAAGAAGAAACGCAAGCGCAGCUCAUCUGGGGUAAAUGGCAUUGUCAAUGCUGAUGGCGAUAAUGCGAGCAAUGUGGCUAUUGCCUUUGGUACAAGUUCGUCUGAUAUUCGAAUGUACUCGCCCGCUGAAGAUAGGAUCGUUGGGACUCUUUCGGGCGGACAUGAAAAGGGUAUUAGGGAUUUUAAGUUCACGGUGAACAAUCCGGGGGCUGAAGGGUGGAGUAUUGGUGGCGACGGGAAGCUUGUGCAGUGGGAUCUAAAAGCUGGCCGGAGUAUACGAGUCAUUUCUCUGCCGUCAGCUUCUGUCUCUGCGCUUGCGCGGCCCGUUCCAUCCAAUCCUCCUAUCCUAUGUGCUUCACAAACGCCGUAUCUAAUAGGCCUUGAAGGCACUGAUGGUGUGGUCUCGUUCAGUGCCAUGAAAAACUCCAUCCAUACACUAAUACCGUCUUCCACUGAUCUUGGAAAUCUCUCAGAGCAAUUCCUUGCUUCUGAUUCUGACCGUUACAUCAACAUCUUUGAUAUCCAGAAAAAGAAAAUCGCAAAUACUCUAGUGGCUGAGAGCGACAUAGAUCAAUUGGCGUUCUAUUCGGCCCCUCAGAAGGGCGGCCAGGGUAAGGAUAGUAAGGAAUCUACAAGAUCAGAUCAAUUGCAAAGACAGUUUCUUGCUGUAGUUACGCAGAAUGGUGUCAUCGAAUUGUUUUCUAAACCCUUUCACCAACUCCAGUCUGCCGGUUCCGCGCACAGUCUGAAGCCGCGAGGAAAAGCAAUGACACGCCGUGCGGAAGCUGUAAUUAAGAUUGUCAGACCUGAUAAAUCUCGAACAGUGGUACCUGUCGCUUCGGUUAGCUUCCAGGGACCUGAUUUGGUCGUUGCAUGGGCUGAAGGCGGUGUUAACCUGGUGUUUGAAAGGAUACGUUGGCAAGACGAGGAUACAGAAGAACUCGUGUUCCAGGGAGAGAAGGAAAUUAUGCGCGGCAAGUCCGCAUCCAUGCUUGGAUCCGGAAUGAUGAAUGGAGUCAAGAAUGUUGGUAGGACUCAAGUGGAUGAGUCCCAUGCAGUUGUGGAACAAGGCGGGGUUGCAGAAGGAAUCCCCAUGGAAGAGGAGGGCGAGAAACAGAGAACCCACAUUCCAGUCCCCAGUGAUGAUGAGGAAGAAGCCUCUGAUGAAGAGGAUGAAGAUGAGGACAUGGAGGAAGAAAAAGAAGACCCCGCACAACCCAAACACGCGUCAGAGCCCGCAAAAACACAAGAGCAACAGGAAGAUAUCGACAUGGUGGACGCCGACGCAGAAGAAGGUGGCGAGCCCUCCUUCGGCGAACUUGUCCGCGCCCACGCCGCCGAACCCAUCGACGUCGAAGCAGAGCUCGACGACGCAAACGCAGAUAUAGACGCCCACACCCGCGCCCUUACCUCUACAGCCAACAAGUCCAACACCGCUCUCCAGCUCCCCACCGGCCUCUCUCUCUCCACCGUCCUCUCCCAAGCUCUCACGACGAACGACAACUCCCUUCUGGAAUCCUGCUUCCACACCACAGACAUGAACAUCGUCCGCGCCACGAUCCAGCGCAUGAAUUCGUCGCUCGCUGCCACCCUGCUCCAGAAGCUCGCUGAGCGCCUCUCCAGCCGCCCUGGCCGCUACGGCCACCUGCUCGUCUGGGUGCAGUGGACAUGCAUUGCGCAUGGCGGCUCGAUUGCGGGGAGGCCGGAGGUGCUGCGCAAGAUUACCGCGCUGUUUAAGGUGAUGGAUCAGCGGUCGGCGAGUUUGCCGUCUCUUCUGUUGUUGAAGGGGAAGUUGGAUAUGCUUGAUGCGCAGCUGGGUCUUAGGCAGAAUCUGCAGCGAGCUGCUGGUCCUGGUGGUCGUGGCCGUGGCGCCGGCACGGUGGGUUCUGAGGAAGAUGAUGAAGAUGAUGUUAUUUAUGUUGAAGGCGAGGAGGAUUUGGUGGAUAGUGAGGAUGAAGAUGGAGAUGGACUCAGACGCAUUAAGGGCACUGCUGCCGCUGGUGGUGUGGCUGCGAAACGAGGCGUGCUCGGUGCGGGUCUCGGCGAUGGAGAGGAAGAGGAUGAUGAGGACAUGCCCUUAGCUAUUAACGGAGUGGCAUCCGAUGAGGAGGAGGAGGAUGGUGAAGAGGAGGAGAGCGAGGACGAGGAGGUAGAGUUAUUUGAUGAUGAGGCAGAGGAAUCUGAGGAUGGAGAAGGUGCCGGUGGGGAAGAUGAUGAGGAAGACGAUGAAGACGACGAGGAUGAAGGGAGUAGCAUGGCGGACUUUAUUGCGGGUUCUGAGGAGGAUGAGUCUAUUGAUCUUGCUCCUACUUCGUCGAAAAAAGGGAAGUUAAAACAUGGAAAAUCGCGAAGAUAGAUGCAUAGAGAUUAUUUUUUGUACUUUGUUUCUUCCCUGUUGUUACCUCACCCAUUUGUUUUCUAUUCAUCCUGUUUCAGGUAUUUUUUUUAUUUCUUUGGGCUUUUUAUAAACACGGUCCAUUAAAAUUUGGUUCUUCGUUCAAGUUUUGCUGGCAGUUAACUAGCUCCCACUCUGCAUGUACGUAACUGGUCUUUGGCUCCUUAGUAUCCUAUCGUGCCUCUCUAGGUAUGAGAUUUUACUUAUAUAAUUUCGAAAUAAAUAUAAACCUAACUCUGAUAAAUAGUCUGUUUCCAACUCCUUCACAGCGUUUAAAAGUAGGUGGUUCAGUC
This is a messenger RNA of Blastomyces gilchristii SLH14081, 3588 nucleotides long. Its product is annotated as U3 small nucleolar RNA-associated protein 5. Gene Ontology annotation, molecular function: protein binding. The transcript has 3 exons. Gene Ontology annotation, cellular component: nucleolus. Gene Ontology annotation, biological process: maturation of SSU-rRNA from tricistronic rRNA transcript (SSU-rRNA, 5.8S rRNA, LSU-rRNA). NCBI's taxonomy places the organism in Eukaryota, Fungi, Ascomycota, Eurotiomycetes, Onygenales, Ajellomycetaceae. The record is from RefSeq and is a predicted model, not a curated record. The coding region runs from base 590 to 3256 and encodes 888 amino acids.